Messenger RNA from Contarinia nasturtii (swede midge), 1959 nucleotides. It is a transcript of the gene ScpX, whose product is annotated as non-specific lipid-transfer protein. The record is from RefSeq and is a predicted model, not a curated record. Gene Ontology annotation, molecular function: acyltransferase activity, transferring groups other than amino-acyl groups. NCBI's taxonomy places the organism in Eukaryota, Metazoa, Arthropoda, Insecta, Diptera, Cecidomyiidae. The coding region runs from base 151 to 1797 and encodes 548 amino acids. The transcript has 12 exons.
GGAAUACUUUAGUCAAUCUACCGUGUUUCGAUUGUGUAGUCUUAUUUUGUUGUGUAGUUUAUUUUUUUGUUUUUCCAUUUUAGAAGAAUUAAAGAGAUUUCGUUUUUCUUCGACUGCAAUUUUUUCAAUUGAGAGAAACAAACCGCAAAUAUGAAAACAGUUCCAAAAGUGUACGUGAUUGGUGUUGGCAUGACGAAAUUUGAGAAACCGGGUCGAAGAAACGAUUUCGAUUAUCCUCAAAUGGUUAAAGAAGCAGUGACAAAUGCUCUUACUGAUGCAAGUGUUUCUUAUACUGAUAUUAAGCAGGCUGUUGUUGGCUAUGUCUAUGGCGAAUCAACAAGCGGACAACGUGCAUUAUAUGAAAUAGGAAUGACAGGCAUUCCAAUAUACAAUUGUAACAGUAAUUGUUCAACAGGUGCGAAUGCAUUGAUUUUGGCCAAACAACUCAUCGAAACUGGUCAAAAUGAUUGUGUUCUAGCGGUUGGUUUUGAAAAAAUGGAACGUGGUUCAUUAGGAGCAAAAUACACUGAUCGUACGCUUCCAAUGGAUAAACACAUUGAAAUAAUGUCAAAUAAUUUUGAUAUAACCGAUUCCCCUAUAACGGCUCAAUUAUUUGGAAAUGCGGGCAUCGAACAUAUGAGAAAGUAUGGAACGAAAGCUGAACAUUUUGCAAAAAUUGCCGUAAAAAAUCAUAAACAUAGCGUUAACAACCCCUAUGCACAAUUUCAAGAAGAGUUUACUCUGGAACAAAUUCAAAACUCGCCUCAAGUGCAUGAUUUUUUAACACGUCUGCAAUGUUCGCCAACGUCUGAUGGUUCUGCUGCUGCGGUUCUAGCAUCUGAAGAUUUUAUUCGUCGCAACCGCUUAGAAUCGAAAGCAGUCGAAAUUGUCGGUAUGGAAAUGACCACUGAUCCAUCUUCAACGUUCAAAAAUAAUAAUGUAAUCAGUAUUAUUGGAUUUGAUAUGACAAAAAUGUGUGCUGAUCGACUUUUUGCAAAAACUCAAUGUAAACCACAUGAAGUUGAUGUAAUUGAGCUUCAUGACUGUUUUUCGACAAAUGAAUUGAUUACCUAUGAGGCAUUGGGUUUAUGCGAAGUGGGUAAAGGUGGAACAUUAGUAGAUAGUGGUGACAACACAUACGGUGGUAAGUAUGUGAUUAAUCCAAGCGGUGGUUUGAUUAGCAAAGGACAUCCAUUGGGGGCCACGGGCAUUGCGCAAUGUGCAGAACUAACCUGGCAAAUAAGAGGUGAAGCUGGCAAGCGGCAAGUGGAUGGCGCCAAAUUGGCAUUGCAACACAAUAUUGGCCUGGGUGGAGCUGUUGUGACUGCCUUAUAUCGGUUGGGUUUCCCCGAUGUUAAACAAAACAAAACAUCAAACACAAUUCCUCAAAAGAAUUCGAACCAACUUAGUCCGGAUGGUAAAGGAUUUUUGGUGACUCCAUAUUUACGUGUUUUAGAAAUAGCUAUGCAAGAAGAUAAAGACAAUUUGAUUGAAAAAGUGCGGGGAAUUUAUGGAUUUCGUGUAACACAUGGACCAAAUGGUGCUAAUGGUUAUUGGAUAAUAAAUGCGAAAACUGGAAAAGGUUCAGUUACAUAUAAUGGAAAAGAAAAACCAGAUGUAACAUUUGUUAUGAAAGAUGCUGAUGUAGUAGAAUUGAUAUCCGGUAAACUACAACCACAGAAAGCAUUUUUCCAAGGAAAAGUAAAAGUUCAAGGAAAUAUGGGACUUGCUAUGAAACUGAUUGAUUUACAGAAAACAGCUCAAAAGCGAAUUGAGGAGCUUAAAGCAAAAUUAUAAAUAGAUCUUAAGUAUUUUUUUCUGCUGGGUAAAUUUUAAAUUUAUUCGCAAAGUGGUAUGGUUUUUUUCUUCGUUAGAUUUUUUAUUUUCAUUUCAACUUUAUGAAACUGAUGUUCACAAUUGGUUUUGGUGAUAUUUUAAAUAAAAAUGCAUAAAUUCUUU